GUGGGAGUUUGCUGGGGGCUGCAAGUUGGGACAGGAACUUCGAGUGUUGGGAACAGCCUGGGCAAAAGCGCUGAGGCGCGACAGAGUGGCGGCUUGUGGGGAGUGGGUUGAUGACGUGGGAGCAAGGCUCUGGGAGGGGUCUAGCGUGGGCUGCACAGUGAUUUAGACACAACACUCUGAGGUCAGGACGGAUAUUCUUCCAGCUCUACAAACAUGGAAACUUGGGUUCUAAGAGGUUGUCACUAGCCCGGGGAUCCAAGAGGGUAGAGUGCGGCUGGGGCGUUUGAGAUUUUGCUCCACGCCUGGCAGGAGCCACGCCCCUCGCCUCACCAUUGGUGCGUUCCCUUGUGGGGGUGGGGCCUGUGUCUCGCCCCGCCCCGCCCGCCGUAUAAAGGCAGCGCCGGCGCCCGGCGCACAGGAAUUUCUGGCCUGGUCUGCAAGUGCGCCUGCGCACGUCGGGCCGGUUUGUCUUCUGAGGCUGUAGCCUCUGCACCUCGCGCCGCCGUGCCGCCGCGUCGCGGGUUCGAGGCCAGGGCGUGUGCGUCGCGGGUUCGCAUCCCGGACGCGAUGCUGUUCGACAAGGUGAAGGCGUUCGUGGUGCAGCUGGAUGGCGCGAGCGCGGGCGCCGAGCCGGUUUUCAGCGGCGGCCAGGCCGUCGCCGGCCGAGUGCUGCUGGAGCUGGCGGGCCCGGCGCGCGUGGGCGCCCUGAAGCUGCGCGCGCGCGGCCGCGCCCACGUGCACUGGACCGAGUCGCGCAGCGCCGGCUCGAGCACCGCUUACACGCAGAGCUACAGCGAGCGUGUGGAGGUCGUGAGCCACCGGGCCACGCUACUGGCGCCAGACACCGGAGAGACCACGACGCUGCCUCCGGGGCGCCACGAGUUCCCAUUCACCUUCCAGCUGCCGCCGACCCUGGUGACCUCAUUCGAGGGUAAACAUGGCAGUGUCCGAUACUGCAUCAAGGCUACCCUGCACCGGCCCUGGGUGCCUGCCCGCCGGGCAAGGAAGGUAUUUACUGUCAUUGAGCCUGUGGACAUCAACACGCCUGCCCUGCUGGCCCCUCAGGCGGGAGCCCUGGAGAAAGUCGCCCGAUCCUGGUACAGCAGUCGAGGCCUUGUCUCCCUCUCGGCCAAGAUCGACCGAAAGGGCUACACACCAGGCGAGGUGAUCCCUGUCUUCGCUGAGAUCGACAACGGCUCCACGCGCCCAGUGCUGCCCCGGGCAGCGGUGGUGCAGACGCAGACCUUCAUGGCCCGAGGUGCCCGCAAGCAGAAGCGAGCAGUCGUGGCCAGUCUCUCGGGCGAGCCGGUGGGCCCCGGGCGGCGGGCGCUGUGGCAGGGCCGGGCGCUGCGGAUCCCCCCCGUGGGUCCCUCCAUCCUGCACUGCCGGGUGCUCCACGUGGACUACUCCCUCAAGGUCUGCGUGGACAUCCCUGGCACAUCCAAGUUGCUCCUGGAGCUGCCGCUGGUCAUCGGCACCAUCCCCCUGCACCCCUUCGGCAGCCGCUCGUCCAGUGUGGGCAGCCGUGCCAGCCUCCUGCUGGACUGGGGGCUCGGGGCCCUGCCGGAGCGGCCCGAGGCUCCUCCUGAGUACUCGGAGGUGGUGGCAGACGGGGGGAUGGCAGCCACGGGGCAGAGCCCCUUUCCACCGCUGCAGGACGCCAACAGCAACCUUGAAGGCCCCUUCUUCGCCUACAUCCAGGAGUUCCGCUACCGCCCCCCACCCCUGUACUCCGAGGAGGAUCCAAACCCGCCCUCCGAGGCCAUGAGGCCACGCUGCAUGACCUGCUGAGAAGCAAGCGGCUGCUUCGAGGGAGGAAGGUGCACACAGGCCUCGGGCCUCCGCGGACACAGGGAUCGAGGGCAGACCGACCUGACUUGCGCAGCAGUUGGGGGAUCCAAGUCUCCCGAACAGGGCAGGGGUUUCCGGCGUGACCCAGGAACGGAGGAAGAGCCAGUCUGGAGCCUGACUGAUGAGGACUGGUCCUCCUGUGGCAUCAAAGGCCCCUUGUCGGAUCCUGUCUGUCUGUCUGCGCCGGCCUGUGGACACGGCUCAGGUCCCUCGGGAACCUCUGGUCUGAGAGAGACAUAGCCAGACAUCAGUGCUUCUGGUCUCGUGGGACCAGAGGGAGGGACCCAGGACCAGGAGAGUCCAGACAGGAGCAGAGAGGGCGUCCUGGAGCGAAGAGCGUUCUGGCUGAGCCGGUGGCCUGUGUCCAGUGGCCCGGCCGGCAGACAAGCAAGAGGAGGAAGAAGUCGGAGAAGGUCAGAGCUGAGUGAUGUUUGGAGAUCACCCCCUUCGUUAUAGAACCGGGCUCAGAAGACAAGCGCCUCCACGGAGGCCAGAUGGCAAAGGCCGCCCGAGAGAGGGCCCAGGAACGAGGCAUUCAGAGAGGCGGGUCAUCGGAAGUCUGUGGGGCUUCUGGGUGGCCGCCUUGGUUCUGUAUGUUUUGUAAAUUUCAUUAUUUUGAGAGAGAGCAGGAGCAGGGGAGGGGCAGAGAGAGAGGGAGAAGAGAGAAAGAGA
Messenger RNA from Hyaena hyaena (striped hyena), 2523 nucleotides. It is a transcript of the gene ARRDC2, whose product is annotated as arrestin domain containing 2. NCBI's taxonomy places the organism in Eukaryota, Metazoa, Chordata, Mammalia, Carnivora, Hyaenidae. The record is from RefSeq and is a predicted model, not a curated record. The transcript is spliced from 8 exons. The coding region runs from base 568 to 1791 and encodes 407 amino acids. Gene Ontology annotation, cellular component: cytoplasm; plasma membrane. Gene Ontology annotation, biological process: protein transport.